Molecule: messenger RNA, 1426 nt
Organism: Abrus precatorius (Indian licorice)
Lineage: Eukaryota; Viridiplantae; Streptophyta; Magnoliopsida; Fabales; Fabaceae
Product: ribosome production factor 1
Exons: 11
Coding region: 89-1162 (357 amino acids)
Biological process (GO): maturation of 5.8S rRNA; maturation of LSU-rRNA
Cellular component (GO): nucleolus; preribosome, large subunit precursor
Molecular function (GO): rRNA primary transcript binding
Source: RefSeq, a predicted model, not a curated record
CCUCUUUCUAAAACCCUAAUCAGUAAAUCUCUUUUUUCUUUUCGUUCUUCUGCUUCGAAAACCCUAAGCUGAAGUUGUAGCUGCAACAAUGGGGGGAAAGAGGAAGAAGAGCGAGGAUUCAGGUAACGAUGAGGUGGAAGAAGAAGAACAAAGUUCGAAGAAGAAAACCAGAACGGUGAAGAAGGAGCAGCUACUCCCUUCGAUGAUAAAGAACAAGGCGAAGAGAUCGGAGGUGCACGCGAAGCUCAAGCGUCAGAAGAAGGUGGAGAAGCGUGCUAAGGCCAAGGAUCGUGACGCUGCUCAGAAGAGAGCUCUCGAGCUCGGUGAGGAGCCUCCGGAGAAGAAGGUUCCUCGUACCAUCGAGAAUACCAGGGAAUUCGACGAGACCGUUUGCAAGCCUGAUGAUGAAGAGUUGUUUGCUGGAAAUGAUGCCGAUGAAUUCAGUUCAAUUUUGAAUCAGCAACAAACUACUAAGAUAUUAAUCACCACUUGCCGUUUCAAUUCUAGCAGGGGACCUGCUUUUAUAUCAGAAUUGCUUUCAGUUAUACCGAAUGCACAUUACUACAGGAGAGGAACCUAUGAUUUAAAAAAGAUUGUAGAAUAUGCAAAGAAUAAGGACUUCACUUCUAUUGUAGUUGUUCACACCAAUCGUAGGGAACCAGAUGCUCUCUUAAUCAUUGGUUUACCUGAUGGUCCUACUGCUCAUUUCAAGCUCUCAAAGCUUGUCUUACGCAAUGAUAUCAAGAAUCAUGGAAAUCCUACCAGUCACAAGCCUGAGCUUGUGUUGAAUAACUUCACAACACGUCUAGGGCAUCGAGUUGGAAGAUUGAUACAGUCACUUUUUCCGCAAGAUCCAGAAUUUAAAGGCCGACGAGUUGUCACCUUCCAUAAUCAGAGAGACUUCAUAUUCUUCAGGCAUCAUCGGUACAUUUUUGAAACCAAAGAAAUUAAAAAGUCCGAGUCUAAAGGUAAAAAGGACAAGGAUGGCAAGAGUGAGAAUGUUCCUGAACAAAAAACGAUUGCCCGUCUUCAGGAAUGUGGCCCUCGUUUCACGUUGAAGUUGAUUAGCCUGCAACAUGGAACAUUUGACACUAAGGGUGGAGAAUAUGAGUGGGUUCACAAGCCGGAAAUGGACACAAGCCGAAGGAGGUUUUUCAUAUGACUUAUUUGGUAUCAUUGCAUUUUGGACGUCAUUUCUGCUGAAUAGGUUUAUCAAGAGGGUUAGUUAUGUUGAAGUUGUUGCAGUCUUUCAACUUGUUUUUACAUAAUUCUGCUGUAUUAUUCUUUUUCUUUAUAUUUGGGGGCUAAAGUCCUGUCUUCUCUGUAUACCAGUGAACAAUUUUGACCUCAAAUCAAUUGAUGGUUGGGGAAAGAGAGAACAAAUUUACAUGUUCCUUCUAAGCAAUAUGAUUUGUUAACUUGAGAU